Molecule: messenger RNA, 1596 nt
Organism: Saccoglossus kowalevskii
Lineage: Eukaryota; Metazoa; Hemichordata; Enteropneusta; Harrimaniidae
Product: NXPE family member 1-like
Source: RefSeq, a predicted model, not a curated record
AUGGUGACAAACGAAAAACACAGUGGCAUGAAGAUUAUGCAUAGUUCUUCGUUGAACAGUAAUAAACAUGUUCAAACACAUAUACAGCAGCAGAUACCUACAUCUACGGAGCCAGAUAUAAUACAUCGAUAUGAUGAAUAUACACAUUUUGCUAUGGAAUGGAAAGGUAUUAUGGAGGAAUAUGAUUGGGCGUAUAAUAAUGUACAUCGUAGAGAAAGGUCAAAUGAUACUUUCAAUAAGGAAUACUUUCAUUUGUCAUCAACGUCACACAGCAGAAUAUUUAUCAAUGGAGACAAAAAUAACUUCAAAAAAGGCGACUACAUUCAUAUUGUAAUAAAGACAAAAGACAAGUAUGGUAAUUAUCGAGAUAAAGGAGGAGAUAUGUUUCAAGGUGUUAUGUUAAAUGCACAGCUACAGAAAAGCACAGCAGGGAGAGUAUAUGACUAUGGAAAUGGUACAUAUUCUAUCUAUUUCUAUGCUGCAUGGGCUGGGGAUGCAAAUAUAUCGAUCUAUAUGGUAUAUACCAGAGAAAUGAUUCUGAUGUUUAAUAAUAACAGAUUACGUAAAGAAUAUCUUCAAUGGACUGGUGUGUAUGGUGAAGAUCCCAAUUCAGAGGAAGUUACAUGUAAAUUGAUUCGAGAAGGAGUAUGGGAAGACAAAUGUAGCUAUGGAAACAGGAAUUCUUUUGGUAACAUAGUAUUUGUUUGUGAUAAACCAAAAACAUUCUCCUGUAAGGAUAUAAUGAGUGUUACUAGCUUUACUGGCAAAACUGUUAAUGGCGCAGAUGCAAAGAAGGAAAGAUUGCUGUUAUCUUACCUUUUUAAUAAUCAACAGAACACUCUGCUAACUACAAUGCCGAUGAGGAUAGCAGUUAAGGAUACUUCGGCAAAUGUACCAACACUACCAAUGUGUGGUCCAGACUUACCAAUACCUGUGACUGAUGGUUACUGGACUGAUGAUUCAACUUAUGUCUCGCUUGUAUGCAGAAGUCAAAAAUGGACACAGGCUCAAGCUCAUAAAUGUUUGGCCAAUGUUUCACUUGCAUUGUAUGGAGAUUCAACACUUGGUCAGUUUGGUCAGUCACUCAGGUUUCGAUAUAAUUAUUCUAAUUUUAUAGUUGUAAGCAAAGGAUUUUUUCCUCAUGGACCGACAUUCUGGACCAUUGGAUAUGAGAGUGAAUUUCUUGAUGGUAUUAAUAAGACUCUGUGUGACUCAAAACAAAUAGUGUUUGUGAUGAAUAUUAUAUUUCACUACACAGAGUGGUCAUUUAUGUUAUACAUUGAAAGACUUUUCGCCACAAAAUUGGCAGUUGAACGGCUCUUCAUGCGUUGCCCGACUGCAAAAGUGUUUUUCAAAGUAUCACAUCCAAGAAGUGUUCUUGGUGGAACACAGAGUCGCUUCGAUGUUGUUUGGGUAGCUUUUGACAUGGACCGCAUGAUACGUCGUGUUUUUGGUGGAAUGGGUGUCCACUUUCUCGGUGUAUGGGAUAUGUCAAUUUCCCAUUUUUCUAGCCUCCAAGUUCACUUAGCUCCAGAGUUAAUUGAUCAACAAAUAAACUUGCUAUUAUCCUACAUAUGUCCAGACUUGGUGGAUUAA